Molecule: messenger RNA, 2748 nt
Organism: Phytophthora nicotianae INRA-310
Lineage: Eukaryota; Oomycota; Peronosporomycetes; Peronosporales; Peronosporaceae
Exons: 1
Coding region: 1-2694 (897 amino acids)
Molecular function (GO): protein binding
Source: RefSeq, a predicted model, not a curated record
AUGGUCCACUGUUCGACGUGCUCGUUCCGCUGUCAUCUAUAUUGUUUUUCGCCUCCGCUCAAGCAACAUCCUGCGUUCCUCAUCCGAAGACAACAGCAAAACUCUCAAAGUGAUUCCAAUGGUUCAUCGCCGAUCUGGAAGUGCGAAAAAUGUGAAGGCACGUCGGUUGUCUUCAAUGUUAGACCCAAGCCAUCGGUUGGGUCGCCAACACGGAAGCGACAGUCUUCACCUCAAAAGCGGAAAGGAAACUCACCAAGAUCAGAAAACACUAACAGUAGUACUUCGACGCUGCAGGUGGCAUCAUCGAUUGAAGAAAAGGAUAACUCUGGGUGGAUACAGCCCGUGCAGCCCCAGUGGAUCGAGAACUCGGCAGUUGUGUUUGACUGGUAUCGCUUCCGAAGUGAAAAAGCAGAGGCACUGCGUAACCAUGAAUCUGACCCAAAUCAGAAUCGAAGUGGAGUAGAUGACCUGGUUUUUUACUCGAAGACUUAUGCGUUAAUGAAAAAGACAGCGGCGAUUUGGCGUGCACACGUGGUGCGGCGACGACGAUUCCGCUAUCAACAGAAGCUGGAGAUGAAAGCGUUGCAUUUCCCUGAUAAGAAUAUCAACGUGAUGCACGAGGGGCAGCCAACAGACACGAAUGCAGUAAAUGUGACUCAUGAAGAAGUUUAUGAUGACGAAGAUGGAAAUCUCGUGGGUGCCAAUCUUUACAUUCCAUACUCAAGAAGACGCCCACGUCUUCCACUGUUGUGGAAAGGUGAACCGCCGAGUUCCUUAAUGUGCUGGACUACAGAAGAGCGUGAGGAAGUUGCAAACAUCUUAGAGGAAAUUAAAGAGCGAGUGUGCUUAUCGACAGAAGAUUUUGAUGUACCAUUACUCCAGGCAGAAGACAAUUCUGAUUUUUUCACUGGAUCUGACGGCGAGCACGUCAAUGAUAGAGUAGAACCUCAAACCGAGAGAAACGAAAGUGCAAAGAUUCACGUAGCUGCAACAAUUAUUCAGAUGAUGGUUGUUCACCGUCGUCGUCGUUGUCGGAGAAUUGAUCGAGCGAACCGACGACGUCGCGCGCGUGAAGAAGCUCAGCGCAGAGCCAAGGCUCGAGCAUCGAUUACUCUUUUGCGAACUUGUGUUCAAUUUAUUGUCAUUCUCAUGAAAGCGCUGGGACAGGCUCGAACAAAGAAAUCAAUGCUGCUGGUUCUUCGCGAUGCUGCAGAAGAAACUCGAGUAAAUAACGAUAUGUUGAUGAAGGAAGAGAAGGAUGCCGAAGCGGCAAAACUCUUAGAACAACAGCGUAAAUUGCAGCUGGCAGAGGUGCGGAUUCGUCGCUUUUUCGUGCGACGUGUAUAUCCCUACGUGAAGAUUAAGAAAAAUGUGAUGGCUCGGCGUAUUCAGCGCUUUUGGAAGAGUAAAUACUAUCUCCAUAAAUGGCGGGAAGCUGCAAUUGCUCUUCGGCUUGCACAUCGAAAUGAGGCAUGUACUCGAAUUCAGCACUUCUAUCGGAUUUUUCGGGUUCGAAAUCGAUUGCAAGCGCUAAUAGAAGAACAUGCACGCCGAAAACUGCGACGAACUCUGACGCGGUGGCUGCUUUCACGUCUUGCAAAGAAAGAAGCCAAACGAUGUGCUGUAUAUGAAGCAGCACAAUUGCCCUCGACCGAAGGAAGCCCGCUACCAGAAAAUGCCCCACUUGAUGAAAUACUUGAGAAACGGGGAAUUGCUCUUUACCAACAAGGUGAUUUCUGGAACGCUGCGUCCAUUUUAGAACGAUUUUGUCAGAUGAGGAAAGGGAUUCUGACCCUGGAGUUGCAGAAAGCACUUGCUUAUUCGCAUCACAUGACGUGGUACACAUCCUAUGACCGGUUUAACUUGUCUCGAGCACAUGAACUGUAUUGCUCUGCACUUGAAAGUUAUACAUCUGGAAAACGCGUGGACCCGUUAGUGUUACAAGACGCUGCAGUUGUGAUGAUGCACAUGGAACACUUUGGUGAUUCCUUGCGUUUACUAGCCAAGCUGAUUGAAUAUUUCGCACGACAUCCACAAUUUCCCCUGUGGUUACUACUAGCUGCAGUGCAAUUACAGCAGCUAGGUGAGUGGGAACAAAGCGUUCGCUAUUUGACGUAUCUUCACGAUAUUCCGCCGUCUCCGUAUUUGGAGAGGGACAUACUAGCACUGGCUGCAAUGAGUUACGAGCAACUAGCAUUUGCAGCAGCUAAAACAUCAGAAGCUAGAGCUUCUAAUGUAGCGUUUGCGAAAGAGGCGUGGCGGGCUGCACUACGUCAAUGGAACCUCGAGAAAAUUAACGAUGCAAGGCCCAGCAGUGCAACUCGAAAUAAUGGUCGCGUCUUGACUUCUAAACAAAAGUGGGAAUUGCUUACAGAUCUAGGGAAGCGAGCGCUGGACCAAGGUCACUAUUUGGUGUCCUGUCGAGUCUACCUUUACGCUCUAGAGCGCGUCAAGCGUGAUGAUCAGGAGAACCACGCGGUUUGGUGGAAUCUUGCGGAUGCGUUUCGGCAUCUUAGCCACCUAGACUUGUACGUCAAUGCUGCACUUCGCAGCAAGCCUAGCUCAACAAGAGACGAACUACUACAAACAAACGUGCGAGAGCGUGCUGAGCAGAAGGCGACCAGUUUCCAGAGUGAAUUGAAGACACUGACAGUGCUGCAAAAGUUACGACAGCUAAGUGGGAAUGCCAAGUGACUCGUAAAAUGAAGAAUGUUUUAUAAAUGUUAUAUCUGUAGCAUAUUUAGGUGG